Molecule: messenger RNA, 2713 nt
Organism: Helianthus annuus (common sunflower)
Lineage: Eukaryota; Viridiplantae; Streptophyta; Magnoliopsida; Asterales; Asteraceae
Product: myosin-binding protein 1
Exons: 3
Coding region: 294-2210 (638 amino acids)
Molecular function (GO): myosin binding
Source: RefSeq, a predicted model, not a curated record
GAAGAUAUUAUUUUUUGAUCCACAAUUGGGGAUGGAUGAUAUUCAACACCUCCAUCAAUAAAACAAAUAAAAUGCUUCUUUUCACCUCCAUUUUCCCAUUUCACCUCUCUUUGAUCUCCAAUCCCCAACCCCCAUUCUCCCUCCAGCCUUGACUCCUUUAUGGUAUUUGAUUGAUCUCAUUGAGGCAGUUUUCAGCUAUAUAGAUAUAUUGUACAUAUUAACAGAUUACUGUUUGAUGUGGUUAAUCAAUAUUAUACCAUUUUGGGGAUAAAGGUUCGGUUCUGCGAUCCAUCAUGGCUGCGGCGAAUAAAUUUAUGCAUCAUUUAUCAAUGGCCGCUUGCGAGUGGUUCUUGAUAUUCUUAAUGUAUAUGGAUGCUGCAUUAGGGCUUAUUUUGACCAAAUUCGCGCGUCAAUGCGAAUUACAACCACCUUGCUUGUUUUGCUUCCGGUUCGAUCAUGUUUUCGGAGAGAAACCGGAUGCGUAUUUGAGCCACUUUUGUAAUAAACACCGAGGUGAAGUUACGUGUCUGGUCUCGUGUGAUCUUCAUCGUAAGCUUUCGGACGUACGAGAAAUGUGCGAUGAUUGUUUCACGUCAAUAACGAAGCAAAAACCGGGGUAUUUGAAACCGCUGUUGAAUAAGAAUUUCGUUCGUGCGCCUUCGAGUACGGGGUCAUGUUCGUGUUGUGAACGACAGUGGAAACCGAAACCAAGAAGUCAGAUGAAGUUAGGGGUUCCGAAAGUUACCAUGCACCCUCCGUUACCGCUAACCAAGGGUCGGGGUCGGGGUCGGCCCGGUGGCCGGUUUCGUCGGCGGAAUUAUUUUAGUAAGGCCCGCGAUAAGAUUUCCGGAACCGUGACUCCUUGCUUUGUUGAUACUAAUAUCCGCGCGGGCGCUGACAUGGACGCGUUGUCCGAUUCGGGCUGUGCGGAUCUUAAGUUCAAUUCGUGUUCGGGUUCCGAAUCCGGAGAUUCGUUUUACGAGAUUGAAUGUGAAAACGAGAAUGAUUCUCGUAUUGUUAUACAUCAACGUUCCAAUAGUGUUCCUAUUCUCGAGCCUUCCCUACUGAACGGAAUCCAUAACAAGAGUUUAGUGAGUCCUCUAUCUUCGACAUCCACUAUUCUUGAGCCUCCACUACUGAACGGAACCCGUAACGAGAGUAUCGCGAGUCCUCUAUCUUCGAUAUCCACUAUUGGUGAGCCUCCACUACUGAACGGAAUCCGUAACGAGAGUAUCGUGAGUCCUCUGUCUUCGACAUCCAGCGAUUCAACUUCAACCGUGCAUGAUGUGAAAGAAAACGGGUCUCCAGAAGUUGGUAACGAAACUAGUUCGUUAAAUCAAGAUUUGCAUUCUUUUAACGGUGACGAGGUGUCACCUUGUUCGGAUAAACACGAAGGUUUCGAAUCUCCGGGCGCGCACAGUGCGCAGAGUGUAGGUGAAAUCAACGGUGAUUGCGACAUCGAAAAGCUAAAACGACAAAUGGAACAUGAUCAAGAACAAUUGCGUUUAUUACACAAGGAACUAGACGAAGAACGAAACGCUGCCGCAAUAGCUGCUGACGAGGCGAUGGCGAUGAUUACACGAUUGCAAGAAGAAAAAUCCGCGUUACAUACCGAAGCGUUGCAGUACUUAAGAAUGAUGGACGAACAAGCGGAAUACGAUAUGGAAGCGUUAGAUAAAGCUAACGAUCUUGUUACCGAGAAAGAGAAAGAGAUUCAAGAUCUAGAAGCCGAGCUGGAAUAUUUCAGAAGCCGAUACGACGACGAAAUGAUCACGGGGGACACUCCGGUUAAUUUCAAAGAAAAUCAUACGGAAAAUGGGAAAAUCGAAUCUUUAUCUAUAUCUUCUUCCUGUUUAAAAUCUACGAAUACGUUCGAACCGAGGGUCAAUAAUCUUCCGGUUUUAGAUCUUGAAGAUGAAAAGAAACACGUUUUACAGUCUUUAUCCGAGUCGGAGAGGAAAUAUCACCAAUUGUCUAAUGGUGGCGAUAAACCGUCGCAACAAAAUGAGAUCGAUAUGCGCACACUUGAGAAUGAAAUAUCGGAUCUUAGUGAAUGGUUAGAAGCGCUCGAAUCUGAUCGGGAUUUUCUUGAGCAUGCUUCUAACACGGUCCAGAGUCACGUGGGAUUGGAAUUUAUUCAAGAAAUAGCUCAACACUUGCAUGAUAUGAGGCGGAUUCGGUUUGAUAGACGAUGCCAAACUGUUGAUUGAAGCUACAUCCUUCAACAACGUCGAGGGGUGGAUCUACACGCGGGGUAUGUAUAAAACCGUCAAAUGAUGUUUCAGAUUCAUGCCGGAAAGGUGUGGACAUUGAUGAACAUUUUCAUCUUGCUUAUGAUUCUUGAUGCAAAGAUCAUUACUUUUUUCAUCAAGAAGAAGUUGGGAAAGAAGCCUAUACCUUGUUCUUGAUCCAUUGCAGCAGUUUAUACUACAAGAAAAACCGUUGUUGUAGCCAAGUAUAUUCUUUGAAAGAUAGUGUAGUGUAUAUUUUUGUUUCUAUCGAGUGUUCUCUCCAUAUCUUAGUCCCGGGCUUCUGUCAUUAUAGAACGAUAUGUGCAAACGCAUAUGAUGUAUAAACAGAAAAUUCUUUCUUUUCGAUCGAGAAUCUAAAGUCUUCUUGAGUGAAAUUUCGAAUAUGUUGUACUUCUUUAGUGCAGUUAGAAGUUUAUUAUAACAUUUUGUUUCAUUAUAAUCUAAAGUCUUCUUGAGUGAAA